Messenger RNA from Gasterosteus aculeatus aculeatus (three-spined stickleback), 5736 nucleotides. RefSeq names its product gap junction alpha-3 protein. NCBI's taxonomy places the organism in Eukaryota, Metazoa, Chordata, Actinopteri, Perciformes, Gasterosteidae. Gene Ontology annotation, biological process: cell-cell signaling. The record is from RefSeq and is a predicted model, not a curated record. Gene Ontology annotation, molecular function: gap junction channel activity. Gene Ontology annotation, cellular component: connexin complex.
CACAGGCGCGCUCCCGCGCAUACAAGCACGCACCCCCCCCCCACCCCCAUCUCUCUCUCUCUCUCUCUCUCUUUCUCUCUCUGUGAGUCUCUCUCCCUCCCACUAAUCUCACCUACUCCUCGCCCGGUCGCCUCGAGCCCACCCGUGGGAGUUAACGAAAGGAGAGGAAGGAAAAGGAAGGAGCGAAGGAGCGUGCUGCCGGGGGGGGACACGCGUCUCAGAGGAGAGCGAUAUAGUUUUUCUUCUUGAUCUCUGGUCGAUGGAUUUGUCACUGACGAUACAACAACAUUUUAGCUAGAAAAUCGAGUGAAGCAUGGGUGACUGGAGCUUUCUUGGGCGGCUGCUGGAGAACGCUCAGGAACACUCCACUGUGAUUGGAAAGGUGUGGCUGACCGUUCUCUUCAUCUUCCGCAUCUUGGUGCUUGGCGCAGCGGCCGAAGAGGUUUGGGGCGACGAGCAGUCCGACUUCACCUGUAACACCCAGCAACCCGGUUGCGAGAACGUCUGCUACGACGAGGCCUUCCCCAUCUCCCACAUCCGCUUUUGGGUGCUGCAGAUCAUCUUUGUCUCCACGCCGACCCUCAUCUACCUGGGCCAUGUGCUGCACAUCGUCCGCAUGGAGGAGAAGCGGAGGGAGAGGGAGGAGGAGCUCCGGAAGGCCGGGCGGCACCAGGAGGACCACGAUCCGCUCUAUCACCUCGGAGCCGCUGAUGGGGGAGGAAAGAAAGAGAAGCCGCCAAUCCGCGAUGAGCACGGGAAGAUCCGCAUUCGCGGGGCACUGCUGAGGACCUACAUCUUCAACAUCAUCUUCAAGACUCUGUUUGAGGUUGGCUUCAUCCUGGGACAGUACUUCCUGUACGGCUUCCGCCUGAGGCCGCUCUACAAGUGUGGCCGCUGGCCCUGCCCCAACACCGUGGACUGCUUCAUCUCCAGGCCCACUGAAAAGACAAUCUUCAUCAUCUUCAUGCUGGUGGUGGCCUGUGUCUCCCUGCUCCUCAACCUGCUGGAGAUCUACCACCUGGGCUGGAAGAAGGUCAAGCAGGGGGUCUCCAACGAGUUCGCCCCCGGCGGGGAGUCUCCGGCGCUGAUCGGGGACGAGCCCGGGGACCCGGAGACGAUCCGCGAGCAGACGUACCCGCGGACGCUCGACUGUUUGCCGGUGUACGCCACCGUGAACGUGGCAGGGGUCGGGGCUGAAGAGGGAGGAGCCUACAGUUCGACCGAAGCCUGCGCACCAGUGGUGCCCGCCAGAUUCAAGAUGGACGCCGCGUUGUUCCACCCAGACGACUUCCUGUUGGACUCGCUGCCUACGUCUUUUCACGCCGGGAAAGGGAGUGACGGGUGCCGCGAGCAGCGGAUGGAGACGGAGCAGAACUGGAGCAACAUGUCGCUGGAGCUCCACAAUCGGGAAGGGAAGGAAUCCUCCUCCUCCGCCUCCUACCCGUCUCCCUCUCCUCCCACAUCCGCCUCUUCCUCUCCCCGAGAGGAUACCGCCCCGCCACUUCCACACGGGGAGCAACACUCCACGUUUCCUACACUUCCGCGUCACACCCCCCUGUCUCCGCUCGCACCUGAAGAGGCGGCGGCGGACGAGGACACGUCCCCUCAUACGGCCCUCCACGACAACUUCACCGUGGUUAUCAAGGCGGAGAUGCAUCCGCCUCCCACUUCUGCCACGAGAGACGUCCCAAAGCCCAGUCGGUCCGGCAAGAGCGGCGGUGUCCGAGCUCGCCCCGACGACCUGGCAGUGUAGAUAAAACACACACACACACACACACACACACCCCAUCACGCAUUCACACAACCACGCAGACAUGCUGUCUACACACAGGAAACCUACACGAGCAUUCUUUUUUUCCACAUAUGCUUAAAAGCAUUAAAACACACGCACGCACGUCCUCCAGUGAAAGACGAUUCUGCAAGGACACAUUAGGCUGGAGGUGGCUGCUUAUUUUAAAUAUUGUAAUGUCACACAUAUGAACAAUAGGGAGAGGGACAGAAAGAGUUUGGCCAGACAUGAGCCCCUGGACUCAUAAGUGCGGCGCUGCAGAAAUCUCCUAGCAACACACCUGGGGUCAUUUCUGCACAGAUCUCUAACUUUAUCCAACGUUUAACAACAUUCAAAAGGCUUCUUUGUAUCAAACUGGAGGGAAAAUGGAAAAUAAAUGAUUGGCGGCUGUUUCCCCAGGCCUCCAGUCUUUAUGCUAAGCUAACCGACUUGUGGCUCUGGCUCGUUAGUUAGGAAGACAUUCUAGCAAAUUGUCAAAUUCUGUAAAACCGUUAAGUUGAACAUACAAUCAGCACUAAGGGUCUCCAACAUCUCCAGAGGAUGUAUUAUAGCGGCUACAUUUAAAAAAAAUUAAGAGCAAACAUUGCUGCCACUGACUGAACUGGCCAAACUCUAACUUUGCUUUGGAUAAGGACAGGGAAGGCAUAUAGGGAAUCACUAACACAUUCUCACUCACACACCUGCAGUGUGUACAUAUACACACAAACAAAUAAGGAAAGGUUAUUGUGAUGAUGAUUGGACUAACUAAUACGUUUUUUUGGGAGCGUAGCGGCAGCAAUGAUUUCCAUCUUAUCUUCCAUUUAUCUUUGCCGGCACAAAUCAGAGGAGAGGUUUGCACUUUUUUCCCCUUGUUUUUUCUUUUUUUCUUUCUCCGUCACGUGAUGAUGGAGCUGACCGGUCGGUGGCGUCGCGUUGGGUGUGUCCGUGUGCGCUCAGCCGGCCUGUAGUUUCAAUGAAGAGAGGGACGCGGUGACAGGCGGGCGGUAAAGCAGCCCCCCACUGAGACAUACCGAGUCCUUAGGGCUCACAGGCUGUCUGUGUGUGUGUGUGUGUGUGUGUGUGUGUGUGUGUGUGUGUGCGCGCGUGCGUUACCUUCAUCUUGUUUUAGUGUCUACACAAUGACAUCUCUGGAGUUGCAUCGGAGCAAACUAUAUAAAGUAUAUACAUAUGUAAAUAUAUAAUGAUUGAUAGUGUUGACAGGCACCACAGGAUGUUAUACAGACCUACCUGCAUUUUUUUUUAAGUUUCUGGUCAAGCUGCAAAUUUAGAGCGACUUUUACAGAGAAAAUGAAGUGCUUUAGAGAUUUCUUCUGGCGCUGACCACGGGUCACUUUAUGCAAAAAUGUUCGAAGACUCGAGGUAAUUUGCUAAAAGAAUCCUUAAUCCAUAUUUACAGUAGCGCUGCAGCUUGAACAGAGCAUAAAAAUCAGUACGCUUCUUUCUGAUGCUUGAGUUUGCAGUGUGAUACAGAACUGUCGAGUUCCCCCAAGCUGCUCGCUAUAGGAGGACUCCUAAGUUCUUUUCCUAGACUAGCUGUAGAUUACACGGUAGCUUUAGGUUUUUGUUGAAAAAGAAAAAGGAAAGCAAUAUGAUCCAAAAAAAGAAGUGCUAACUUGUAUUUCUCUGUCAGUUCUUAACAGCAAUCCCACAUGUUUCCUGUUCUUCUCAAUAAUUCCUGCCAACUACAAAAGGCAAAGAGCAAAUGGAUUAUAUGAAUUCCCUUCCCUGCAGGCUUGAUUUAUCAAAUUAUAUUAUAAAUGUGUUAAAGGGUAUAAAUAAAUAAAAAUAUAUCCUUUUAGGCAAGUUAACUAAGCAGAGUGGUGCAAAGGAUUUGUAUUUCUGAGUUUCUCCCUCUGCAGAAUACAAGUUGAUAAUACUUAAAAUAAUACUGCUAAGAUAGUAAAAUGGCUACUUCAUAUCACCUGUGCCUAAAUAGCAUUUGAGCAUAGAAAGCACAAACCAACAAAUGAAAGUAAAGAGCGAUUCCACAUGUUUGCAUUUCAAUACAAACAAAAGUAUUUCUUUCUUUUUUCAAGUAAGCUUUUUGUUUAACUAAAUCUCAGUCUUUGUGCUUUCUGUAGUCUCGCUCAGGUCGGGUUAAUUGUUUUACCAGCAGGUAAGUAACCCAUGACAUUGUCUCAUAGGUUCAUACUCCUCAGAAGACUAUAAUGCUGCAUGAGUCCGAUGUUAGAGGGACUCCGUUAAUGUUUCUCUCUCAAAUCUUUGUACUAAAAAUGCAUUCAUGACAAUUUGAAACGUAACCAUCAGCUCAAUGGUGAAUUUAAAGUAUUGGGCUAUUACAGCUUAGGCCAAAGUAAAUUGAGGUAAAGCCAAGUGUUAUUAGCAGAGAUGCUAACUUCUUAAUUGCUAAUUGGCGUUCUCUGUUUUCAGUUCUAAAGUUAUUAAAAUAAUAUUUGGUGGAUUUUUUCCACUCUUGAUGCUAAGUCUCCUGGCCCUGGCUUGGUUUCUAAGGGAAAGCGAUACAAGAGUAGUAAUAAACUAUUCCUUUUACAUAUCCAAUUGUUUAGUUAGGUGUGUCGACCAGGCUACGACUAAAAGAUGCAUAUAUAUAGUUUUGGCAAACUAAUGGCAAAAAACGUUUGACGCAUAGAUGUAGCUUGUAACCAUCCUGUUUCUUCUUAGACUCCGAUGGGUCAUACGACAUUGUUCCCACUGUUUCCACAGACACGUUACAUCGGAUGUAGUCACAUCGUAAGUUAGCUUAACACUCGCUAACGUACCGCUAACGAACAGCUAACGUACAGCUAACACCACAUAAAGAGCAGUUGGCUGCAGGUUUGCUGCCUCCUCAUUUCGUUUGUAGCUUUUAAAGAUAUUUGAGAAAGGACGGUUUGGCUGGUUGCCGACAUGUUCUAUGAGAGUACAUGAAUUACCGUUGGCCAGAAAAGAAUCUCAACGUUCCUUUUUGUUUACUCUUUCCCCGCGAGGCUUUGUGCCACAUCAAAAUAACUUUUGGCGCAAUUUAUUUGGACGUACACAAUGUUUUUGACGUUGUGAACAUGUAGCCAAAGGAUGAUCCGUAUUUUGAAUUCUUGAUUUGAAAGUGUGCGAUUUCAAACUUGUCAUGAAUGCAACCGUUUAACUUCCAGCAUCCGGAUGGAUUGUUUGCGGUUACAUGUACUAAUGCACGUGUCUCUUAUCAACCGAGGUGCCCAAUAGGCGACUUUAGCACACUAUGGCAGCUGAAGCGCUUAAUAUAUUAUUUAUUUUUUAGAGAAGAACUUAUUCGCUGUGAUGUGUAAGAUGUGAUAAAAUAUAUUUAACAAACCAAAAGCUAUUUGUGCCAAAGAUAUUACUAUAUGAAGGAUACAUUUUUAGAGAGCCAGUUCAACCACCCUUCUGGGAAAGGACAACUAAAAUAAACAAUAAAAUAUAAAGACGUUGCGUCGAGCUUCGUCUCUAAAAGAGAACAAGGUUCAUUUUACUAAUUUCUAUAGCCGAAGAUGUUUUUCAUAACCUUGUUGUACCAAGCUGUUCUUAGUAUCUUUGAAAUGUAGAUAAAGAAUUGCACAGUUAGUUAUAGGCCACAAGAAAUAAAAGGGUGUCCUUGGAGGAGGGAUAUUAACAUAUUUUUGUUUAUUUAUGGGAACAACACAAUCAAAUUGGACUUGGGAUGGACCAGAAAUUAACCUAAAGUAAUUGUUCUUCCUGUCCUGAACAUCGAUUGAGAGACUAUUGGCUAUUCUGACUUUUACACCCCGGAUGUGCCACGAAUCGUAAAGAAAUCGAAAGGACACAAGUCGUUGUGUGAUGGGGUUGCCGUGGCGCCCCAACAUGCCGCUAUCACUCCCGUCGUAAAGCGACUGUCUUUGAAGAGAAGUGCCUUGCGUCUGAACCUUUUCGUUAAGGAACAUGUUGAUGUAAAUGUUCAUUUACCUCAGAUGUUUACAGAAUUGUUACUGAAUAAACUUUUUUUGUACCAAUAA